CAGGAGGUACUUUCCGUAUGUUGGAAUCAGUGCAAAUAGUGGAUCUACUUAAAAAGAAGAAUGAGGUUGUUGUUUGUGCUCCUGCUUCUAAGCAUGUCUGUGGGGGUGAGAGGUGUUGCAUCUGUGGCAGAUGAACCAAGACCAAAGAAAACAGAAAAGACCAAAGUUUCUGCAGAGGCGUCUGCAGCUUUUUCCGGUAAACUGCUGGUGGUGCCCAUGGAUGGGAGCCACUGGGUGGGCAUCAAAGCCAUGGCACAGGAACUGGGUCGUAGAGGACACAGAGUUACCGUGGUGAUCCCAGAGGUCAGCAUGCGUAUGGGCCCGGGGAAACACUACGACACUCUGACUCAUCCGGUUCCCUACGGCCAGUCUGAAGUUGACGCCAUUUUGUCCACGCAAAAGGACUUUCUAGAAACUGCUCAGCCUUUCAUGGAGAGAAUAGAGACCAAAUAUCACAACUUCGUUAGAAUGGUAAAUUUCAUUCAUGUCACUGCAGAGAGCCUCCUGUUCAACGACACCCUCAUCUCUUAUCUGGCUAAGCAGGACUUUGAUGCUGUUCUGACAGAUCCCAUGCUCCCGACAGGCUCAAUAUUAGCUCGGAAAUUAGGUCUCCCCACCAUUAAUCUGCUGAGAGGGAUCCCUUGCGCCUUAGACAUGAAAGCUGCAGGCUGCCCUUCUCCUCCAUCGUUCGUACCUCGGCCUUUUACCGGCCUCUCAGACAGAAUGAACUUCAAGGAGAGACUUAUCAACACUCUGGUGGCUUUAUUAGAACCUCUGUUCUGUCGACUGCUGUUCUGGCGCUUCAACAACAUAGCUCAUAAGUUCUUGAAUGAAGAGGUGAGCGUGGCAGAAAUUCUGUCAGAAUCAGACAUCUGGCUCCUCAGGAUAGAUUUUACCCUGGAGUUCCCUCGGCCUCUCAUGCCUAACAUGAUACUGGUUGGUGGAAUCAACUGUUAUCUGAGAAAACCCCUCCCACAAGAUCUGGAGCAGUGGGUGUCUGGAGAGCACGGCUUUAUUGUCUUCACUCUGGGCUCCGUGUUUUCAGAGACGCCAGAAGAGAUUACGUCAGUCUUUGUGGAGGCUUUCAGACAGAUCCCACAGACGGUUAUAUGGAGAUACACUGGGAAGGUUCCUGACAACCUUCCAAACAAUGUGAAGAUGAUGAAAUGGGUUCCUCAGAAUGACCUGCUUGCACAUUCUGGAGUUCGAGCUUUCAUCACUCACACUGGCUCUCAUGGUACCUUUGAGGGUUUGUGUCACGCUGUCCCCAUGUUGAUGUUUCCAAUUCUGGGCGACCAGACUGAAAACGCAGUAAGGAUGGCCAAAAAAGGAGCAGGAAUUAUGCUGGACAUCAGCACUGUGACCACUGAAGGCCUCCUUCAGGGGCUGAACGAGCUCAUCAACAAUACCAGGUACAAGGAGAACAUCCAGAGGCUGUCGGCUCUUCAUAAAGAUCGUCCAGUUGACCCACUUGAACUUUCAGUUUUCUGGACUGAGUUUGUUAUGAGACACAAAGGAGCAAAGCACCUCAAAGCUGCUGUGCACGACCUCAACUGGAUCCAGUACUACUGCCUGGAUGUGGCAGCACUACUAGCUGCCAUUGUGCUGCUUUUUGUAAUCCUGACAGUCAAAUGUAUGAAGCUGUGCUUACAGAAGCUGGGUAAGAAGAAAAAACAGGACUAGCACUUUUUAUGUCUCUUGAGGAAUAUUUUUAAACUGAUUCUUGUGAGCAAAGGUUGAUUGUGGAAAUGUGUACAAUAAAAACACUAAAGGAAAUGAAGUAAAUCUA
Oryzias latipes (Japanese medaka) is the source of this 1789-nucleotide messenger RNA. Its product is annotated as UDP-glucuronosyltransferase 1A6. Lineage: Eukaryota; Metazoa; Chordata; Actinopteri; Beloniformes; Adrianichthyidae. The record is from RefSeq and is a predicted model, not a curated record. Gene Ontology annotation, molecular function: UDP-glycosyltransferase activity.